Molecule: messenger RNA, 994 nt
Organism: Mizuhopecten yessoensis (Yesso scallop)
Lineage: Eukaryota; Metazoa; Mollusca; Bivalvia; Pectinida; Pectinidae
Product: fibrinolytic enzyme, isozyme C-like
Exons: 6
Coding region: 126-914 (262 amino acids)
Biological process (GO): proteolysis
Molecular function (GO): serine-type endopeptidase activity
Source: RefSeq, a predicted model, not a curated record
ACCAUGUGUGUCCUCUCUGUGUCCAGUGUCGUGAUAGAGUAAUAAAUCACUGGUCAGUCUCCCUGGGUAUAUAACAGGCCUGGGGCCACUGACCACUACUGGACGAUACCUGGUCAUAAGACACAAUGAGGGUUAACGUGCUUAUCCUUUUAGCUGGAGUGACGGUGAUGGCGGGGGCGGUGCCCAGUAGCCGUAUAGUAGGCGGGGCCCAGGCGGAUCCUAACGAGUGGCCGUGGCAAGUGUCACUACAGAGUCGUUCCGUCUUCUUCCUCCCUCCAUCCAACUUCUGCGGCGGAUCUCUCAUAGCCCCUGAUGUUGUGUUGACGGCUGCGCACUGCGUUGAUGGAACCAGUCCGUCGUCGGUGACUGUGGUGGCAGGUCUUCACCGCCAGGGGUCUACAUCAGGAUCUCAGACAGUACCGGUAUCUCGCAUCAUAAUGCAUCCGCAGUACGACAAUUCAGGUGCUGGAUUCCCUAACGACAUCGCCGUCUUGAGACUGUCUCGGUCAGUGAGUACUGCAGACAAGACUGCCCAAAUUGUUCAACUGCCAGGCGAGAACAUGAGUUUCCUUGACAACCCCGACUGUUGGAUCACUGGAUGGGGGAAAACUGAUGCUAACAGUGGCACGGCCGAAGUUCUUAUGGAGGCCCGGAUGGAAGUGAUCAGUAACGGUGACUGUGAACAGAGUUGGUCCCAGGUGUCGGGGGCUAGUAUCUACGACACACACAUCUGUAUAGAGGCCCAAGGCAAAUCCGCAUGUAGUGGAGAUUCCGGUGGCCCCCUAGUAUGUCGGGUUGAUGGGAAGUACGCCCUAGCUGGAGCCACGUCCUGGGGGAUCACCACAUGUGAGGGCUUUCCCAGUGUGUAUGUCCGGGUCAGCAAGUACCUUUCCUGGAUCAACAGCAACAUGUAACCAGACAAUGGAAAGCUUAUACUACUGUGCAAUAAAAUGUUAUACCGUAAAAUGUAGUGGUCUUUUUAUUGUUGACGUGA